AUGGUCACCCAAGAAGAGCGCAAUAUCUUGCGCGCAGAGAUCCGCUCUCGCGGGAAUAAUCUCUCCGCUGCCGAUCGCGAGACUCUGAUCAAGCCAUACCUGCCUGAUCCCGCAGACUUGCCACAGACCCGGUCCAGAGCAUCGACCGCGAAUUCCUCAUCCCACUCGCGGCGCCAGAAGGCCCGCAAGACGCCAAUUCGCACAUUCAUCAAGUCGCAGAUUCACCACCUCACCUACGCUCUCACUCACAUUAUCUUUGGCAUCAUCGUGCGCUUGCUCCAGGCCUACCAUGCCGUUGUCGAUCGAGUCUUCGCCGUCGUCUACCACCACCACCGUACACCUGAGCUGAUUCGCAAGGAUGUGCGGGGAUUGAAACGAUUGCCUCAGCAUCUCAGUGUCAUUCUGACAUUGCGGACCGAGGAUGAUGCGUUAGCGGUCUUGAUGGAUGAGGUGGCCGAACUGACUGCCUGGAGUGCUUGUGCGGGAAUUUCGCAACUUAGUAUAUAUGAGAAAACAGAAGGAAGACUGAUUGAAAAUCCUCAUGAAUUUAGGUGCCUUGAAAUCCUGUAUUCCAGCUCUGCAUCAGAUGGUCACCGCCAAGCUCGCAUCCUACUACGGUUCACCCUCACAACAGCCCCCCUGCAGCUCUUUGCACCUCACCAUGCCGUCUAUGGUGCCACCUCUGGCUCCAAAUCCGAGGUUCCUCCCCUGACGCUCCUUCUUCUCUCCGCCACCGACGGCCGCGAGACCAUGGUGGAUCUGACCAAGACCCUCGCCGAGAUGUCCCAGAACGGAAAGCUGUCCCCGGAGGAUAUCACCCCAGAACUAGUUGAUGCAGAGCUCAGCGAAAUUACCUCCCAGCCACUCCAGCCCGAGGGGGAGACGGAUCGUAUCCCAGCCAACAUCAUCAAUCCCGAGCCUGAUCUGUUACUGAUCUUUGGACCCUACUUGAAAUUGGACGGAUACCCACCCUGGCAGAUCCGCCUCACCGAGAUGUACUGCACCGGGGACCGCAGCCACGGAGUAGCCGGAUUUGGAGAGGCUGUGGAAUACCAAGGUUUCAUGCGGGGCCUGUGGCACUACGCUGGAGCUCAAAUGCGGUUUGGACGGUAA
This is a messenger RNA of Penicillium longicatenatum, 1113 nucleotides long. RefSeq names its product ditrans,polycis-polyprenyl diphosphate synthase. Gene Ontology annotation, molecular function: ditrans,polycis-polyprenyl diphosphate synthase [(2E,6E)-farnesyl diphosphate specific] activity. Bases 1 to 1113 code for a protein of 370 amino acids. Lineage: Eukaryota; Fungi; Ascomycota; Eurotiomycetes; Eurotiales; Aspergillaceae. Gene Ontology annotation, cellular component: endoplasmic reticulum membrane; dehydrodolichyl diphosphate synthase complex. The transcript is spliced from 2 exons. The record is from RefSeq and is a predicted model, not a curated record.